Molecule: messenger RNA, 4062 nt
Organism: Giardia duodenalis
Lineage: Eukaryota; Fornicata; Diplomonadida; Hexamitidae
Product: SMC1 beta-like protein
Exons: 1
Coding region: 1-4062 (1353 amino acids)
Biological process (GO): sister chromatid cohesion
Cellular component (GO): cohesin complex; nucleus; chromosome
Molecular function (GO): DNA binding; ATP binding; protein binding
Source: RefSeq, a predicted model, not a curated record
AUGCAGUACAGUCUCUCAGCCGUGCGGAUGUUCAAUUUCAAAACAUUCGUUGGGGAGCACAGUAUCACAGAUAUUCCACGGCUUAGCUUCAUCGUUGGCCCCAACGGAUCUGGAAAGACAAACAUUUAUGAUGCUAUUCUCUUCGCCACGCUCUUUCCUGAUCCUCGAGUGCGUAUUUCGGAUGGAUACAUCUCUGCAGGGGCGGACGGUGGAUGCUGGGUUUCGUUAACCUUUACUGUAGCCUGUCAAGAUACCGACACAGUAGAGCCUAGCCAGAUAGGAGCUACGCUCUCCUUUCACCGUGGGUAUCAACGCACUGGUGCAGAGAUCUUUAAAAUAGAUGGCCGAACAGUCACCAGAGAGGUCUACAAUUCUAAGUUGAAAGAGAUUGGCAUACUGGGUCAGCGUCAGGUUCCAUCCAUAUUUUAUAUAAGCAGCGAUCAAUUGGGGGAAAAUAUUAGGGCGGAGACAAUAAUUCAGUACAUUGAGACAGCGUCUGGAAGCUGCGAAUACAACGAGGAGUGCACACAUCUGUCAAAGGAGUAUACCUCUCUUGAAGCUAAAGUAAAAGCCCAGAAAGCACGACUCAACCUUCUCGCCCAAAGAAAAGAGCUGGCAAAGAAAGCAGAAGAAGACAACAAAAAGUAUGCAGAGCUGAAUCGUAACAGAGAGCUAUUUUUUUUCAAGCGCUUUCUCCUUCCCUUGCUCUCUUACAAAUACCAUUGUCAGCUUAUCGAGCCAAGGAUUCUAGCUCUCACUAAGGAUCUGUCUGAUGCAGAGACAGCAAAGUCUGCAACUCAGCACCAUUUAGCAGAGCUUCAUAGCACGUCUCUUGAGCUAACCAAGAUCAUAACAGAGAGUGAUGCAAAGAGUGUCUCGCUAGACAACUCUCUUAAGGAUUUAGAGAGAAGACGCGCGAGUACCAUCCUUGCAGAGCAGCAGCUCGCCAUUAAAAUUAAAAAUGCCCAUGACCAACAACUUACCUACACAGAGAGAAAGCAGCAGAAAGAGCACGAACUUACCCAGAUUGAUCAGCAGUUACAUUCAGUUAAUAAUGACUUGAUAGAGCUGGAGUCACAGAUGGGUCAUGGUUCGAACUGCCAAGUGAGCGCCUCUAAGUUUUUCACAGACGCUUAUAAGAAAAGACAGCAAGAGUUCAGCGAAUUAAAGGACGCCGAUCUCAGGCUCAUCAGCAACCUGCGACAACGAUAUAACAAGCAACUACUACAUAAAGAACAGCAGCAGCGAGCCGUUGAUCAGUUGAGAGAUGAGCUGGGGGCUCUGCAGGAAAGGCAAAGCGUGCUCGAACGGACCCAAAAGCAAUGCAAACGAUCCAUGGAUGACGCUCUGUCAAAGGUAAACGCCUGUAGCAGUGAGAUAGAACAAAUAAAGCAACAGAAUAAAGACAUAGACGAAAAGAAAUGCGCCAAUUUAUUGACGCUCGAGAGCUUGCGUAACCAAUUAAGCACAGCUAUACAGGCUCAAACGAUGAGUAAGCAUGAAGAGGAACUUAGACUGUCACUAAAGGAAAGCCAGGACGCCUUUCCACAAGACGUACAAGGGCUAUUAAAGACUAUGGUGACGCCCAUCAAAAAGGAGCACGGGCAGCUACUCCAAGAUGCGCUGGGGGCCUAUCAGAACGGAGUUGUUUGUUCCUCAUCACUAGUCGCACAGAAGUGCAUCACUACGCUAAAGCUCAAAAUGAGACGCCCUCUGAUGUUCCUUCCUGCGGACUCUCUUAGGAUAACUGAUCAAGCAACAGCUGCAGACAGAAAUGCAGCAGCUAAAUUCCGCCAGUCACAUCCAGGAAUAGAUAUUAGACCCUUCAUUGAAAUAAUAGAUGUUAAUAAAGUGGCAGAGAAAGCCACAAGGUUUGCGUUACAUAACACCUUUUACUGUGACUCUGCCUAUGAAUCCAGUGUUACCGACUUUGCGUGGAAAGACGGAGGCGGGCACAGGGUCAUUAUGAGUAACGGGGUUCAGCUGAGGCCAGGUGGAAUUGUCUCUUGUGACUUUGGAGCAGAUAGUUUUAUUUCUUCAACCAGCGAUCCUAAGUUAGCUAAACGGCGGCGCGCCAAAGAUGUACCAGCAGGAGGCUUGGCUGAUGCAGAUGCCUCCCAACAAGCUACGCUUAAAGAUGACAAGAAGUCAAUGCGCCUCAGUGAUGAGGAAGCGUCCCUUCAGUGCACAAAACUUAUGCAGCUACAGGACUCCCUUCUAGAACAAGCAACGCGAAAUAUGGAGCGGCUCCAGCGUUUGCAGUAUACUGACUUGAUCAAUUAUAAUAGCGAGUAUCAACGUGCCGAAAAGGCGUGGGACAUGGUCAAUCUUCAAAUGGCAUCUCUCUCUGCCAAAUGUGCAGCAGCAAAUAAUAGCUAUGAACAAGCUACCAAAUCUUUAGAUGCUUCCAUAAAAGACUGUGAGCAAUUAGGGGACGCCCUCUGUGACCAAGAGGAAGCGCUCUGGAAUGAAAAGGAAGAGUACUUUUCCGAGAUAGUAGCCGAAAUAUCAGUUGCUAUCAAGCAGGAUUCCGAUCCAUCGCUGGCUAACUUGCGGAAAAAGGACCGGAUAUUUCUUAAAGAUCUGGAAGAAGAAGAUCAGCAACAAAGAGGAGAGAUUGUUUUGCGAUUCACCAAGUUGAAGGAGAUGAAGUAUUCUCUGGAAAUGCGCAAGCAGUUGGCAGGAAAGUUUGAUUAUUCUGAGCAGAUUGACAAAUUGCGACAAAUAAUUAAAGAAUCUACUGAGCAUCGAGCCAAGAUUGCCACUGAAAAGCGCACUCUUGAUGACCAAAUUGCAGAGACCCGCAAACUUCUUCUCGACCAAUCAACGGCAUCUAAAGAUGCCACUAUGCAACGAGCACACAUAACUGACCGCAUAGCACAGCAACAAAUUAAGUUAGGAGCCGCUGGCUCGAAGAUUUUACAGUUGAGUACCCAACUAACAGUCAUGCAGAGCGCGUUACGGGGUAUCCAACGAGAUAUUCUCCACCUGUGCGAAUCAGCACUUAUGACCAAUACCGUAUUAAUAUUCGACUCAGUACAGGAAGAGAUAGACGCAGAGAACGUGCGCCGGUCCAGAGUAAGGAGCAAAAAGAGGAAUGAAACCUCUGAUACCACUUCCCAGUGCAUGGCACUUUUUGAUGAAUGCCAGAGACUACUGUCGUCAUCCGAAGAAGACCUUGGAGAGCAGAUUGCAAGCACAUGCAGUGCGCUCCUGGCACUACCUUUUCCAUAUCAUUUUGUUGACCCAGAUAGGCAAUUGGAAAAGGCGUACACAUUAGCUUUGCAGGCUAACGAUUCUAGCUAUAAUAAAUGCAUAGAGCCUCUAGAAAAGCAAUACAGUAUCCUAGAAGCCAAGUUAGGGGAUUUGAAGAAAGCGCUGGAUAAAGAGAUAGACUCUCUUGACGAUUAUGUGGCAGUGGACAUUAGUCUCGAUGAUCUAGAUAAAGAGCUUUCUAAGGAGACGGAAGAACUCAAGAGCCUACAUAAAAAGAGGAGUGAAGCACAUGCUCAAUUGACUGUGGUAACUGAAAAACGGAGGAAGCACUUCUUGCAUUGCUUUGACUUUCUCUCCAAGGAGAUAUCAGCGGUGUACUAUGCUUUAGCGUACGAUGAUGUUGCAGAUAGUGAUUUGUCAACGCAAGUGGCGUCUCUGACCCUAACUAAGCGCCAAACGCCUUGGACCACUGACUUCAUUUUUACUGUCUUUCCUCCUAGCAGCUAUGCAAAAGGGUUCGACGAGUUGUCCUCCGGCGAAAAGUCUAUCGCUCUUUUGGCGUUGGUGUUCUGCCUUCACCGCUACAAGACUCUUCCAUUUCUUCUGCUUGACGAAGUGGACAAGAACUUGGACUCAAGAAACGUUGAGAGGCUAUCAUAUUACCUUUGUCGAGAGCGCGGAUUUCAUACUCUUGCCAUAUCUCACCAGGCGUCCAUGUUUGUUAAUGGUGACCUUCUGAUCGGUGUCACCCGCGUGCGGACCUCACCUGGCGAGAAGGCGUCCGCCGGCUCAUGGUGCGGCGCAGAGAUAUACCUGCUUGACAUGACACACUACAAUGGACCGUAG